Propithecus coquereli (Coquerel's sifaka) is the source of this 1162-nucleotide messenger RNA. It is a transcript of the gene PET117, whose product is annotated as PET117 homolog (S. cerevisiae). The transcript has 2 exons. Bases 105 to 350 code for a protein of 81 amino acids. The record is from RefSeq and is a predicted model, not a curated record. Lineage: Eukaryota; Metazoa; Chordata; Mammalia; Primates; Indriidae. Gene Ontology annotation, cellular component: mitochondrion. Gene Ontology annotation, biological process: mitochondrial respiratory chain complex IV assembly.
GCUCGAGGGGUCGAGCCUGGCCCGAACCGGCGGCGAUGCACACUCAGCGGUGACCCCGGCGCCUCGGACGGGCGGGAGGAAGAGGCCGCGGCGCUGGCGUGGGGAUGUCGAGGAGCUCGAAGGUGGUGCUGGGCCUCUCGGUGCUGCUGACGGUGGCCACGGUGGCCGGCGUGCAUCUGAAGCAGCGGCAGGACCAGCAGAGGCUUCGUGACGGAGUGAUCAGAGACAUUGAGAGGCAGAAUCGGAAAAAAGAAAACAUUCGUCUUUUGGAAGAACAGAUUAUUUUGACUGAGCAACUUGAAGCAGAAAGAGAGAAGAUGUUAUUGGCAAAAGGAUCUCAAAAAACAUGACUUGAAUACGAAAUAUCAGUGGGACAGACAACGCUGAGUGUGUGUGUGUGUGUUGAUGGAGAAUAGCUUAGUGAUAUCUUGACCUUUUUUUUUUUGUCACUGUCCUUUAAAACUUGAUCAAAUAAAGGACAGUGGAUCAUAUAUUCUAAAUUACUGCUUUAUAAAUCCCUUGUGUCUGAGUAAAGGUGUGGGCAGGCACUCUUCUGAAGAGUUUCUGUGUGAUCCUGGUAGAAGCCCCUUUAAGUUCAGUGUCCAGAGCUUAGGAUUGUUACUGAAAAAUAGUUCUGAACUUGUGAGAAGGAAGGGAUGGAUAGUAACAUCCACUUGAGUAGUUUGAUAAGUCGGCACGAUGAUGAAGCCACAAGAACGUCUACCUCGGAAGGGCUGGAGGAGGGAGAAGUGGAAGGGGAGACCCUCCUGAUUGUUGAAUCAGAGGAUCAGGCAUCAGUGGACUUAUCUCAUGACCAGAGUGGGGAUUCCCUCAACAGCGAUGAAGGAGAUGUGUCCUGGGUGGAGGAGCAGCUGUCUUACUUCUGUGACAAGUGCCAAAAAUGGAUACCGGCCAGUAAGGAGCUUCUCAAUUCCUUUGAUUUGUCAAUGCCUGUGUGAAGGUUUGUUUUUCUAACCUGUGGAAGAAACAUGAAUGUAAAAUAGAUGUAAAUAGAAGGAUAAUGAUAUUUAUUAUUUACUUGAUCAACUAUAAAUUUAUAUAAAACAUAGACACAUUUGUAUUAAUAAAAAUUGUCAACCUCUAUCACAUUGGUAAAUUAACAUUCUUGAUGAUAACUCAAUAAAAAUAAGAAAAUUGGAAA